This is a messenger RNA of Oncorhynchus masou masou (cherry salmon), 6755 nucleotides long. RefSeq names its product neuropilin-1a-like. Gene Ontology annotation, cellular component: plasma membrane; focal adhesion; axon. Bases 615 to 3521 code for a protein of 968 amino acids. The transcript has 18 exons. Gene Ontology annotation, molecular function: semaphorin receptor activity; vascular endothelial growth factor receptor activity; vascular endothelial growth factor binding. The record is from RefSeq and is a predicted model, not a curated record. Lineage: Eukaryota; Metazoa; Chordata; Actinopteri; Salmoniformes; Salmonidae. Gene Ontology annotation, biological process: positive regulation of filopodium assembly; vascular endothelial growth factor receptor signaling pathway; sprouting angiogenesis.
UGUCUGUGCCUGUGUGCGUCUUGGAGCUGGAAUUUUGGGAGUGGAAAUGCCACUGUUACUUUCACAGUUGGCGUCAAGUCGAAUGAGAGUGACCCUCUGACAUUCUACUGUGUCGGUCAGACAGCGCGCUCGGAAAAGGGCCGAACCGUUACCGAACGAACGCAGUCAAAAGGAAUAGGAAUUGGGGAUUUUAGACGGGGUAGUAGUGAGUGUAUGAGAUAUUAUUGAAUCUUUUAAGUUUAUUACUCCACUUUUGAUAUACAAUUAUCAGUUAUCGAUUGAUAGGCUAACUGUUGGGGCACUAUAGGCGUCUGGAUUUUCAGAAUCAACAAUUGUUUUCUGCGUUUGGAUGAUUAUUAUUUUUAUUUUCCUGGGAAAUGGCAAGUUCUUAUUCUGCGAGAGAAACACGACUUUCCGAGGAAAGAGGAAACAGCAGCUGAACAGGCUACUAAAGGAUGCUGGCAACCUGAAGCUGUCAGACAAAUUUCUCCUACAUUUCUGAGACAUUUGUUGUUUUGCUUUGAGGACUAUAAAACCGUGGAAAUAUCAAAGUUUAUUUUUGAUCUUUUUCUUUUUCUUUUUUUUUUUUACAGAUUUGUAUAUUUUACAGUCCAAUGAUGUAUUGUGGAUUUAUACUGUUAUUUUCAACCCAACUCAUUGUUGUGGCUCCAUUGAUUCAAAGCGUUGCAGAUAAAUGUGGAGAUAACAUUGAGAUAACCAAUGCAGAUUAUCUCACCUCGACUGGCUAUCCGAACUCAUACCCUCCAUCACAGCAAUGUAUGUGGGUGAUAUCAGCCCCAGAACCGGGCCAGAAGAUACUCAUCAACUUUAACCCACAUUUUGAUCUGGAGGACCGAGAAUGCAAGUAUGACUAUGUGGAGGUGUUUAACGGUGGGGACGAGAAGGCUCCAACCCUGGGGAAAUUCUGUGGGAAGAUCGCCCCCUCCCCUAUCAUCUCAAGCGGCAGCCAGCUUCUCAUCAAGUUUGUGUCCGACUACGAAACCCACGGGGCUGGAUUCUCCGUACGUUACGAGGUCUUCAAGACAGGGCCUGAGUGUUCCAGAAACUUCACCUCAUCCAAGGGCGUAAUAAAGACGCCAGGCUUCCCAGACAAGUACCCCAACAACCUGGACUGCACCUUCAUGGUCAUCGCCCCCAAGAUGUCCGAGAUCGUGGUGGACUUCGACGCGUUCGACAUGGAACCUGACACCACCCCUCCACCCGGGGCACUGUGUCGCUACGACUGGCUGGAGAUCUGGGACGGGUUCCCUGCAGUGGGUCCCCACAUCGGGCGGUACUGUGGUAACAGCAGUCCUGGACGGGUCAUCUCCUACACUGGGAUCCUGUCUAUGACCAUCAACACUGACAACGCCAUCGCCAGAGAGGGCUUCUCAGCCAAUUACACUGUCAGAGAGAAGAGCCUGCCACAGGGACAGACACCAGAGGACUUUAAGUGUGUGGAGGACCUGGGGAUGGAGUCAGGGGCGAUCACCUCGGAUCAGAUCACUGCCUCCUCUCAGUACAACUCUAACUGGUCUCCUGAGCGCUCCAGACUCAACUACAAAGAGAAUGGCUGGACCCCCUCUGAAGACUCCAGCAGAGAGUGGAUUCAGGUGGACCUGGGAUUUCUCCGCUUUGUCUCAGCCGUGGGAACACAGGGCGCCAUCUCCAAGGAAACCAAGAAGGAGUACUUUGUCCGCUCCUACAAAGUGGAUGUGAGCUCCAAUGGAGAGGACUGGGUCACAAUAAAGGAGGGAUCCAAGCAGAAGAUUUUCCAGGGGAACCACAACCCUACAGAUGUGGCCAGGUCGUUCCUGCCCAAGCAGACUCUGGCGCGCUACAUUCGCAUCAGACCAAUGUCCUGGGAGAUAGGCAUAUGCAUGCGCUUCGAGGUUUAUGGCUGCAAGACCUCAGACUACCCCUGUUCAGGCAUGCUGGGGAUGGUCUCCGGACAGAUCUCAGACGCCCAGGUCACUGCGUCGUCACACGCGGAGCGUGGCUGGGUACCGGAGAACGCCAGGUUGCUAACAGGGAGGUCGGGAUGGACCCAGCAACAGACCAGACAGCCCUUCAGGAACGAGUGGCUGCAGGUGGACCUGGGCCAGGACAAGCUGGUCAGUGGCCUGGUUAUCCAGGGAGGACACCACAGAGACAAGAAUGUGUUCAUGAAGAGGUUCAAGGUGGGUUACAGCAGCAACGGCUCUGACUGGACCAUGGUGAAUGAAGACAACGAUGCCAAGCCUAAGAUCUUCAUUGGGAACCAGAACCAUGACACCCCAGAGCUGCGUACGCUGGGCCCUCUGCUGACUCGCUUCCUCAGGGUUUACCCAGAGAGAGCCACCCCCGAGGGCCUGGGGCUCAGACUGGAGCUGCUGGGCUGUGAGAUCCAGGAGCCCACAACUGUGCCACCGACCACGCCUGUAUCGAUCACGUUUGCUGUGACCACGUUCGCUGCCACCACGACCGCGUCUGUGACCACGCCCGCGCCGACGUCAGAAGAGUGUGACGACGAGCAGGCCAGCUGUCACAGUGGAACAGGAACAGGAGCAGGAGGGGAGGACUACGACCCAACAGGUGACACCACAGUGGCAGACCCUAUCAUAGAGGGAGACCGCAUACCAGAGUACCUGUGGUUCGCGUGUGACUUUGGCUGGGCGGACAACCCAUCGUUCUGCGGCUGGACAUUGGAGACGGAUGCUGGUGCUGGGUGGAUGAUUCAUACCAGUGGGGCCCCUACAGUCCACAGAGGACCCAACCUAGAUCACACAGGAGGUCCAGGAAAUUUCAUCUACAUGCUGCUGGCUACUGAGACCGAAAGGAAGGAGGAGGAGUCAGAGGAGGAGAGGAUGGAGGAGAGGGUGGCACGCCUAGCCAGCCUGCCCGUCACCGCCCCUGACGCAGACCUGUGUGUGUCCUUCUGGUACCACAUGUUCGGGGAGCACGCCGGCACCCUGCACAUCAAACAGAACAAGGAGACAGAGGAGGGACGGACUGAGGCACUGCUCUGGACUGUCAGUGGACACCAGGGCAGCCGAUGGAGGGAGGGACGAGUGCUGGUGCCCCACUCUAACAAACCCUAUAAGGUGGUGAUUGAGGGAGUGGGAGACAGGAGCACAGGACAUAUUGCUCUGGACAAUAUCAAGAUCCUGGAUGGACUCACAACAGAGGAGUGUAAGGAUCCAGAUAUACGGGAGGCUCCUACAUCCCAGCCAACAGAGAUCUGCAUAUACCCAAUAGACCCGUACUACCCAGCGGUAGUGGAGAACAGCGAGCUGGGUGGCCCAGGCAACAUGCUGAAAACCCUGGACCCCAUCCUCAUCACCAUCAUCGCUAUGAGCGCUCUGGGGGUCUUGCUGGGGGCUAUCUGUGGUGUCGUCCUCUACUGUGCCUGCUCACACGGCCACAUGUCCGACAGCAGGAACUUGUCGGCUCUGGAGAACUAUAACUUUGAGCUGGUGGACGGAGUCAAGCUGAAGAAGGACAGCAAGCUGAAUGCACAGAACAGCUACUCAGAGGCGUAAGCUAAGGGCGUGAGCUUCCUCUGAGGGAAGGAAGCACAAGCAGCCUCAUAGCUGGAGGAACUAGACCACCGGACGGAGGGUUGGGACCCAAAUGGCACCGUAUUCCAUAUAUACUGCACUAUGUAUGGGAUAGGUUGCCCUGUAGUGCACUAUGUAGGGGAUAGGGUGCCAUUUUGGACGCAGUCAGCCGUAGAGAUGGUAGGAGGUUGUGACCGAGUCGUGAUAUUCUCAGGGGCUGCAGUGAAAGGAAUUUACCAGUAGGGGGCACUGUGUAUAAAGAAAAUGUGUACAGCAAAAAGGAUUAUUUUAGUUUUUUGGAUGUUUUGUGACGUGCUUUGUUUUUAUGUAAUCAGAUGCUGGUGUUGAGACCAAUUAAUAUGAAAGUAUUUAUCAUGUUUUUGUUAUUUUUCUUCUGAAAAGUUAUGAUUUUUCAUUUUUCUCUGAAGUCAAUACUGUUUCACAGAAAGAAAGAGCAUAAAAACUUUGAUUCACUAUCCUGACAUGCGGCUGGCUAUUCAGCUGGCCAUGUUAUGUUUCUGUUGUAUGUCGGCAUCGAUUUGUGCAUUUUGUGUGUGUGUGUGUGUGUGUGUGUGUGUGUGUGUGUGUGUGUGUGUGUGUGUGUGUGUGUGUGUGUGUGUGUGUGUGUGUGUGUGUGUGUGUGUGUGUGUGUGUGUGUGUGUGUGUGUGUGUGUGUGUGUGUGUGUGUGUGUGUGUGUGUGUGUGUGUGUGUCCAGAGGGGUGCUUGCCCUGGCCCUAGACCCUUAGUCUAGUUCCGACAGUGCCUUUUGAAAGUUUGUGUUGCCUUUUCUCUACUGAUUCUGUUCAUAGCAGUACAUAGGCAUCCACUGGUAGUGUCUGAUUCUGUUCUGAUCACAGCAGUACAUAGGCAUCCACUGGUAGAGUCUGAUUCUGUUCUGAUCACAGCAGUACAUAGGCAUCCACUGGUAGUGACUGAUUCUGUUCUGAUCACAGCAGUACAUAGGCAUCCACUGGUAGAGUCUGAUUCUGUUCUGAUCACAGCAGUACAUAGGCAUCCACUGGUAGAGUCUGAUUCUGUUCUGAUCACAGCAGUACAUAGGCAUCCACUGGUAGAGUCUGAUUCUGUUCUGAUCACAGCAGUACAUAGGCAUCCACUGGUAGAGUCUGAUUCUGUUCUGAUCACAGCAGUACAUAGGCAUCCACUGGUAGAGUCUGAUUCUGUUCUGAUCACAGCAGUACAUAGGCAUCCACUGGUAGAGUCUGAUUCUGUUCUGAUCAGAGCAGUACAUAGGCAUCCACUGGUAGAGUCUGAUUCUGUUCUGAUCAGAGCAGUACAUAGGCAUCCACUGGUAGAGUCUGAUUCUGUUCUGUACAUAAUUAUGUAUAAGCAUCGGCUGGUAGAGUCUGAUUCUAUUCCGAUCAUAUGAGUGAGUAGGCAUCAGCUGGUUAGAGUCUGAUUCUGUUCUGAUCAUAGCAGUAAGUAGGCAUCCACUGUUAGAGUCUGAUUCUGUUCUGAUCAUCAUAGCAGUACAUAGGCAUCCACUGGUAGAGUCUGAUUCUGUUCUGAUCAUCAUAGCAGUACAUAGGCAUCGGCUGGUGGAGUCAGAUUGGCAGGACUUCAUGCCAUCCCCAUAGUACAUGACACAUCCAACUUAUUGUACAUAGGUUUUAAUAUAUUUGAGCGGCCUUUUAUAUACAAAAAAAAAUACAAACUGCUGCAGUAUCCUUUCUUUGUGCUCUCUGUAUCAUAGGUGAUGUUGUCUGGAUGUCCUCAUGUAUUUAAUGGGUAUUUUGUGUUGUUAUGUUCCAUUGGUGCUCUCACAAUGCUGCCUGGGAAAAGAGUGUGUUAUUAUGGCCAAUGGUUAUAUUCGCUACAAAGGCCUAACAAGAAGAGAGUGAAGAGCCCAUCGGCUGUGUCUGAAAUGACACCCUAUUCCCUAGAGUGCACUACGUGCCCUGAUCAAUAGUCGUGCACUAUAUAGGGAAUAGUGUGGCAUUUGGGAAGCAACCAGACAACAGACUGGAGGGGGUGAAGCAUCUCUAGGAGAGAAAAAAUGCUGCUAUGACGAUACUUGGGCCAGUUUCCCAGACACAGAUUAAGAAUCUCUUUGAGAAUGCUUUUUUAGUCCAGGACAAGGCUUAAUCUGGGUUCUGGGGAACUGGCCCUACAUGUCUAUGGUGGAAUGAUGGACCUUGCUAGAAUGAAAGAUACUCUUCUGCCAUGCUGUUUUCAUGUACUGUAGCUUACAUCCUAUGUGCCCUCCUUUUGUCUGUAUUGAACACUAACGUAAAGAGUUCAUGCAAAACAAAGUACUAUAUAAAACGGCAAAAACAUGGAUCCAAGGUUCAAUGAAUGGAUGUGAUGUAGCUGUACCGUUUAUUCCUUGGGCCGGGGUCUAUUUGAGCUUCUAUGUUUCGCCUCUGUCAUGUUUCCUUCAUUCAGGGAACCGAGUAAGACAGAUGCUUCAUGGUUCUGCUUUGAGCUCUUAAUGGUAUUCCAUAUUCCACAGGAUUAGAAUCAUUCAAAUUAGAAUGAGUCCUUCCUGUUUCUAUGGUUCCACCUCUCGAAAUUGUAAGGGCCUCAUGUUUUGGUGUGGUCCUCUUCAAUAGGAAAGGAUGCUGCAGCACUAGAUGUGAAAACAAUGUUGCACUGAUAUAUUUAAAAGAUCUUUGUGUUGUUUAUGAUAUUGUUUUGUGAGAAAAAAAAAUUGAGAGAGGGAAAGCGAGAGAAGGAUAAGACAGUGUUACAGAUAACUAUUUUCUAUGGUUUCAGAUGACAUGAUAUCAUUCUGAAAUGUACAACUAUGGAGAUGUUUUUCAUUAUUGAAAAAGCUAUACACGUCUCUUUACUUACGUAAUGUUUAUAUUUAGUUGGUAUGUUAUAUCACCUUGUGUUUUUGUACUGUCACAAAUGUCUGUGCCAUUUUUUUCUACAAAAUGUUUUUUUUUUCUUCAAUCCUGCUAAAUGUAAUUUGCCAUCCCAGAUAUAAAAAAAGGAAAGAAAAAAUGAUUAAGUAGUUAAGGCCUUAUUGACUGAGGUAAUUAUGUUUCUAUACUUGGACCCAAAUGUCCGCAUUCCCUAUACUGUGCAAUACCUUUGUCCUGGGCCCAUAGGGCUCUGGUCAAAUGUAGUGCACUAUGUAGGGAAUAGGGUGCUAUUUGACUCCCUGGUCAGCUUCAAGACCUACGUAGUUUCCGACUGAUCAAUGACUACAACAUUCCAAAGAAUUGGAUCAAAUAAAUGUUUGAAUAAGA